CGAAUUUUGGCAGAAGAAAAAAAACCAAUUACAGAGCUAAGCUUCUCUAAUAAUCUGAUUUAGAGGAAAAGUGGAACAAGCUGAGAACGGAAAAUGAAAGUGAUUAAGACGGUGAAGGCUAAAGUUAUGAAAAUGACCCCGGGCAGUUACAUGAUAAUCAAAAACUGCAAAUCAACAAUCAACCUCCUUCGUCUCCUCCUUCAUUACCCUUGCUCAAUUAAAGUCAAUAACAUUGCCGCAUCUUCAUUGAUCUUGUCUGUCCAAGGUAUAGUCGUUUAAACAGAUUAUUUACCUUCAUCGUCUUGACCUAUCUGUUUGGAUACAAAACACUGUUUGUGCUUGUUGUGUCAACAUCAACAUUUAAUUGUCAAAUUUAUCAACAAACUGUUUCUUUUAAUGUGAAUAAUGACAAUGGUUUUGUGAUUUGGAUAAACACGGUUACUUAAAAUUUUCAUUGAUACAAAUAUAAUCAUUUUGGACACUUAAAUCACUACAAAAUGGAGUUAUCUUUAUUAUUAUUUAUCAGCAUUGCCUUGAUUCCAUUGUAUGUUGAUUCCAGCUUAAAUGUGAAAGUAGGUGUUAAAUUACCCUCCAUUAAUGUCAAGAUUCCUCGAAUUAAGCUACCAACAAUUAAAAUAACCACAGUUAUCAAACACAGUCGCUCUAAAAAACCACUCAACAUAAAACUUCCAGCUAUAUCUUUUGAUACUGAAACUGAGAAAGAUAAAGAUGAUUGGUGGCAAUCAACUCCAGAACCAUGGGGUGAACCUGAACCUGAACCCGAAUCAAACUCAGGUUGGGAAAGUGAUCCAUGGGCAGCAUCAGGAGAUGAUAAAGCUUCUUCUGAACACGAACAGAUUGAUAAAUGGUUGGCCGAGAAGCGAAAAAAGGGAAUCGAAAAACUGACAGAUGGUUGGAAUGAAGUUAAAUAUGAUCCUUGGGCAUCAACAGAGGAUCGAUCAACCAAAAGUGGCCACUCAGAAGGGGACAGUAAAAGCGACAGACCCCAAUAUCCACCUUAUCCUUACCCAGCUUACCCUUACAGUGGCUGGCCCACUGGAGGUUGGUCAGGCUGGGGUGGCUGGUCACCUCCUGGAGCAUCUUGGUCAGGUUGGUCGUGGCCAUCCUAUCCUGGUCCGACUACAACACCAGCUCCAACAACUAAGGGUGAAAAGAAAGAGGAUCCACCAAAAGAUGAUGAUAAUUAAGUUUUCAGAUAAUGAUUAACUAAUUACUAUUUGUAUAUUUUGUAAAAACAUAGGAAGCUACUUAAGAUUAGCUUCAUAGUAUUAUUUUCAAUUUACUUUUCAUUUUCAUAGCACUUUUAACCUCUCUAAUCAAUUUUGAUCUUGUUUUUGGACUAAAUGACUUCACUAAUUGAUCCAAAUAUCCAUAAUAAUUUCCUGAAAUUAAUGGUAAUCAAAUGGACCUGACAGUGACUGGUUAAACAAUAUCACUUUUUCACGUCCAAAUGAAUGUUAACUUUCACUUCCGUUUAAUGGUUACAUCUUUUAUGGCCUGAGGUCAGUAUAACGUUACUUUCAAUUUCAGUCAAAUUAGGAAAUCAGAAAAUGUGCAAUUCAACGAUCUUUUCAUCAAUUAAUCUGAUGAAUGUUGAUGCUGUCCAAACUCAAGGAUCUAUUGUUUUUCCUUGUAUAAAUCAUUAGAUUGAUAAUGUUUUUAUCCAGAUGUUUCAAACUUUUAUAAUAUUAAUAUUUUUCAUGUAUUCAUUGGAAAUUAAUUUGACAAUGGGACAACUCCUUAAUAGCUUUUUUACCAAAUAAAUAAAAUGUUAUGAAACUCUUA
Molecule: messenger RNA, 1806 nt
Organism: Tetranychus urticae (two-spotted spider mite)
Lineage: Eukaryota; Metazoa; Arthropoda; Arachnida; Trombidiformes; Tetranychidae
Source: RefSeq, a predicted model, not a curated record